Messenger RNA from Microthlaspi erraticum, 1023 nucleotides. The record is from the annotation of a GenBank genome assembly. NCBI's taxonomy places the organism in Eukaryota, Viridiplantae, Streptophyta, Magnoliopsida, Brassicales, Brassicaceae.
AUGGCUGUUGAAGCUCACCAUCUAAAUCCUCUCUUUUCUUCUAACAGAGAAAUGAUGCAUCCCGUUGAAGCAAACGGCUUACUCUACAACACUCAGUACCGAUACGCCACCGCUCCGCCACCGUUUAACCCCACCGUGGAAUGCCAAGCUUCUUUGUUGAAUCCCAUCUACAACGUCUCACCGGUUGAUUGUUUGGCUCAUCAGUCUGUUAAACCGACGAUCCAAUCCGUUGACAGUUCCGUCACAUUUAACAGCGAGAAUAAUGCCAACAACGUCGAGUUUCUUCGUCCCAUGUCAUCUUCGUCUCUUAGAAAACGUUCUAGAGAAGAGUCCGGCGUUGUUACUCCUCCGUCUUAUAUGCAAAACCAGAAAAUUUCCACCGAUCCUCUCAUGUUCCUCGGCCAAGACUUGUCUUAUAACGUCCAACAACAUCACUACGACAUCGAUCACCUGAUCUCUAAUCACGUUGAGAGAAUGAGAAUGGAGAUUGAAGAGAAGAGAAAAACGCAAGGGAGGAGGAUAAUGGAAGCCAUCGAACAAGGUUUGAUGAAGACACUACGAGCCAAAGACGAAGAGAUUAAUCACAUCGGAAAACUAAACCUCUUUCUAGAAGAGAAGGUUAAGUCUCUUUCCGUAGAGAAUCAGAUUUGGCGUGACGUGGCACAGUCUAAUGAAGCCACCGUAAACGCCCUCCGUUCCAACUUGCAACAAGUCCUCGCCGCCGUGGAACGUAACCGGUGGGAGGAGCCGACGGUGGCUGACGACGCGCAGUCAUGUUGCGGGAGCAACGACGAGUGUGACAGCGAGGAAGGAGAGCGGUGGAGGUUAGCGGGAGAGGCGCAGGAUAAGAAAAGGAUGCGUAGGGAAACGAUGUGUAGAAACUGUGGAAAAGGAGAAGCGAGUGUGUUACUGUUACCGUGCAGACACAUGUGUCUAUGCACUGUGUGCGGAUCUUCACUGAACACUUGUCCCAUCUGUAAAUCUUCAAAGAACGCUAGUCUACAUGUUAAUCUUUCCUCUUAG